UUCUUUAAUUUUGGUCUGUUUUUUUAUUUCUGCUUAGGUAACAACAAGUCAAUGAGUGAAGUGAAUUACUCUGAGGUGUCUGAAUUUGUGUUCCUGGGACUCUCUACCUCUAGACCAAUGCAGCGUUUCCUCCUUUCCUUCUCUACAGUGUUUUAUGUAACAAUCAUCCUAGGAAACCUCCUCGUUGUGUUUACAGUGAUUUUUGACUCUCAUUUGCACUCUCCUAUGUACUUCCUGCUAGCCAACCUCUCAUUUAUGGACUUGUGUCUUUCUACCUUAACCGUCCCUAAGAUGGUCUCUGACUUGUAUUCUGGGCAAAAUACCAUAUCCUUUCUGGGGUGUGUCAUCCAGAUUUUUGUACUUCACGUACUAGGUGGAUGUGAGAUGGUGCUGCUCACCGCCAUGGCCUUGGACCGAUACGUGGCCAUAUGUAAGCCCCUCCACUACCUGACCAUCAUGAGUCCACGGAUGUGCAUUUUGCUUCUGGUUAGUGCCUGGGUCAUUGGUCUCAUACACUCAGUGACCCAGUUAGCUUUCGUUGUCCAUUUGCCUUUUUGUGGCCCUAAUGAGAUAGACAGUUUUUACUGUGAUCUACCUCGGUUUAUCAAACUUGGCUGCAUGGACACCUACAGACUAGAGUUCAUCAUUACUGCCAACAGUGGGUUCAUUUCCAUGGGAACGUUCUUCCUACUGAUUGUCUCCUACAUCUCCAUCCUGAUCACUGUAUGGAAACGUUCUUCGGGUGGCUUGUCUAAGGCUCUCUCUACCCUCUCAGCUCACAUCAGUGUGGUGUUUUUGUUCUUUGGACCAUGCAUCUUUGUCUAUGUGUGGCCAUUUCCCACAGUGCCAGUGGAUAAAUUUCUUGCCAUUUUGGACUUCCUGAUUACCCCCAUCCUGAAUCCUGCCAUCUACACAUUGAGGAACAAGGAUAUGAAGAUGGCCAUGAGGCGACUGAGUAGUUGGCUCUUGAGUUUGAUGAAGUUCUCCUGA
This is a messenger RNA of Echinops telfairi (small Madagascar hedgehog), 990 nucleotides long. Its product is annotated as olfactory receptor 4F15-like. Bases 52 to 990 code for a protein of 312 amino acids. Gene Ontology annotation, cellular component: membrane. Lineage: Eukaryota; Metazoa; Chordata; Mammalia; Afrosoricida; Tenrecidae. The transcript has a single exon. The record is from RefSeq and is a predicted model, not a curated record. Gene Ontology annotation, biological process: G protein-coupled receptor signaling pathway. Gene Ontology annotation, molecular function: olfactory receptor activity; G protein-coupled receptor activity.